Molecule: messenger RNA, 2436 nt
Organism: Cutaneotrichosporon cavernicola
Lineage: Eukaryota; Fungi; Basidiomycota; Tremellomycetes; Trichosporonales; Trichosporonaceae
Exons: 2
Coding region: 1-2436 (811 amino acids)
Source: RefSeq, a predicted model, not a curated record
AUGCCUCUCUCCUUACGCCGCAAGGGCAGCAUCACCUCGUUAUUUAGUGGCAAGGGCCAUCGCCGAUCUCCAUCCGAGUUGUCUAUCAGCGCGAUCAAGCCCGAAGUGACGCCCAACACCGCCGCCAAACGAUCCAGCGCCGUGCCGUUGGCGCUCACACCGUUGAAUGACGUGGGGCACUCCAAAGCCCGCCCACCACCUUCCGCGUUCCGCGGUGUUCGGCCAGCGCCUCCGAGCCCCAAUCCUAAGGGCAAGGAACGCGCUAUGGCAACUCCAGCGGCACCCAUCCAGUCCCGGCCCGGACGCGCACAUUGGGUCGUCGACUCGUUCGAGACACAUCGCGGCACCCAGAUCUGGUCCCAACAAAGUCGAGUUAUCCUCGUUGUUGGCGAGCCAAGUCGUGCCGCGUUGGCACCCCUCCUUUACUCGCCAGUGUUUGCGGACACUCUAGUCUUGGUGGGAUCGCUCGAACCGAUCCCUGAGAUUGAGCUUCUCAACUCGCCGUCGCACCUCCUCCACUCGGAUCCCAUCUAUCCUACGGUCCAGCCAUUCCAGCCACCGUCUUCGGCUGUUGCGGAAGCUACUCAUCCAGUGACGGUCGUCCUGCAAUACGGAGCCGCGCUUGCAGAGGCUCAUCGUCGGGAUAUGGGUCAAACCUCGGCGGCGGGGCCUCGGUCACGUCGCGGAUCGUCGACAUCACUCAGCGGGUCCCAGACCCCGCCUGGGACUCCCCGAUCGCGGCGUAGAAUGUGGUCGUUUGGAUCGAACACGCCUGCCGAGGCAGCAACUCCUUCCGUUUCCCGGCAUGGAUCAGCCCUCGACCUUUCUCGGAUCGUCCCCGAGAGCACUCGUAGCGGCACGCCACCGAUUGCUGGCGACAAGGAGCGUAAGGGUUCCCACAAGAGAACCCCGUCGCUGUUCAAGAAGGAACAGGUCGUCUCGGAUGGCUCGCCCAUUGACGCUGUCAUCAACUUUAUUCCUUUUGCCGACCCUCGCUUGGAACAACAGCGCGUUUUGCAGGCCAUGCUCCAGAACACUGUCGUUUUAACCACUGCAGCUUUACCGAUUCUUGCCACGGCCGUGACGACAUCCAGUUUUACGGCACAGAUCCCGAUUACAGAGCUGUCGCCGUUGUCACUAAUUCAUAUUGUACCUGUCGACGCUCCGCUCCAGCUACCCACUGUUAUCGAACGAUUCUUACUUCCUUUGCUCCCGACUAUGGCCUGCAGAGUCCGUCGGCCGCUGUUCGGCUGCGUCACUGGGUACGGUGCGUGGCUGACUCCCACGACCGAUCCUGGGAACGACGGCUCGUCUGGAGCGGAAACACUCCUGUUUGGUGGUGUUAGAUGCCCCGGCCAGAUUGCAGAGGCCGAGGGCGUCAAACCCCAAGCCAUGCUCGCAGGCUGGGACCACUGUGUUGCGUCACCAGGCCUUCUUACCGAGGCGGUCGAGAGCAUGAAGACGCCGCCGACUUUCUCCCGCCAGGCUUCACACUUGGCUCUGUCUGAGCUCCGCACCCAGCCGACACGCACAAGUGCACCCAGCAGCAGCCAGUCGAUGAUGUCUGUGGUAUCUCCCGCUACCUCGUCUCCGCCGAGCUCGCCCAGUAUCGCGUCAUCUGGGAGCCUCCCUCCCCGCCCGGCGGCCGCACGCAGCCCCUCUCCGACCGCGGCUCUACAGGCCACAACGCCAUCCAAGCAGGAGAGCAAGGGCGCUGUCUCUCCUCCGCAGGAGCCCCGACAGAUCCAAGCAAAGACUCCGUCGCCUCCUCUCAAGGCGCGAGAGCCAGUUACUUGGAGAGACACGCCGACUAUGCGGACAAGGCGCUCGACGACGCGACCAACGUCUGACGAGGUGCGGUCCAAGACACCCACACCUGACGAAUACAUCCGACCCGAGAGCGUGACGCCGAGAGCGACGUCUACCUUGACAUCUUCCGAGAGGCCGUUCACUUCAAGAUUCGAUCCCCGUUACGCAGAGUUGGAGGCGAGGCACAAGGCGGAGGCUGAGGCGACUAUGAAAGCCCAGGCCAAGGCAGCUCUCAGAGCGACUCUGACUUCUUCCUCGUCAUCGCGGUCUACUCCACCUUUGCCCGAUGGUGCGGCGCCACCGGCCGAGUUUGUGGGACACGAUCGCCGUGCACGUGGUCCUUCUGGCCUUCGCAAUGCGGUCACGGUACCGCCUAACAACUUGCAGUCAUCACCGCCUACUCCCGAGCUGGAUCCCAGUUCGUCGUCAUGCUCGAGCAGCUCUGUACUCGAGCCGAGCUUUUCCGAGGAACGCAGCGGCAGCAGCGCACGGAGCAGCAAGCGCUCGUCAUCGACGCCAGCGCAUAUGUCAGUAUCGAAGCCCAUCUCGGGCAGCAUCAGCCGCAGGGGCUUGUCGGGCUUGACGGGGUUUACGAGCAUCUUCAAGCGCCGGAGUGUCAAGGCCUAG